AUGCGAAGUGCUUUGCUGCUGCUGGCGGUGGUCCAAGUGGCCACGAGCGAGGCUUCCGUAAGUGAGGCUUUCGCAGUGGACUUCCUACAACGUCGGCUUGAGAUUGGCAAGGAGCUGAAGAGGCCUAACAUCCUUCUCUUCAUCGCGGACGACCAGGGCUGGGCAGGCCUAGGCGCGCACCGGACAGACAAGGGCGAGGAGGAGGCCCAGGGGAAAGCGGAGACGCAGACACCCACCAUGGACAACCUCAUUCGAGAAGGCAUCCUUCUGGAACGACACUAUACGUCCAGUCAAUCUGCGCCUGCUCGGUCAUCACUGCUGAGCGGGCGGCUUCCCUCCCAUUGCUGGCCUGGUAAACCUGAAGGCGUGUCCAACGCCCAAAUGUUCUGGAAUCGCUCUGACAACGUCUCUGGCUUUCUCGGCAUACCUCGCAACAUGACGGCAUUCCCACGCAAGCUGCAGGAGGUUGGAUAUGCAACUCACUAUGUGGGCAAGUGGGACGCAGGCUAUGCAACCCCAGAACACACACCGCUGGGAAGAGGCUAUGACAGCUUCUUGGGUUUUCUGCAAGGAGGAAUUGAUGCCUGGACCAAAGGCCAUGGCAAGGUGACCGAUGAUGUGGUUUUGGAUGUUUGUUUGAACAAGUUCCGUGACUUCUCGCUCUACAAUGCCUCAUACCGCGCCCGUGUGGGUCAUCAGGUGGCCAGGGAACUGGGCUGCAACGUCCGCGCCUCUUUGGGCAAGCCGCUGUUCGUCAAUGCCACUGGCUGUCUGGACAGCAACAUCUCCCUCUGCUGGCCGGAGAGCUGCUAUGCAGAUGAGAUGCUAUUGAAGUACGCUGCGAAGAUUAUCCGCACGCAUGACUCCAAGAAACAGCUGUUUCUCACAUAUGCGUCGCGCUCGGUCCACUCUGCAAUGGAAGUGCCAGCCGCUUACAUGCAAAGGUUGGAUGACAUGGUUGCGCAGACAGGAGUGGCAAGAGCACUCCCGUGGACGUUGCAGCGCAAAGAGAUGGCUGCUCUGCAGCUGCACAUGGACACCGUGCUCGGCAAGCUUAUACUGGCCUUCAAAGACAAGGGCAUGUAUGACAACCUCCUGAUCGUCUACCUCUCAGACAACGGUGGCGGAGUUAAUCUAUACGAAAACGGAAACAAUUAUCCGCUCAAGUCUGGCAAGUACACAGACUGGGAAGGAGGCGUGCGCACCAACGCCUUCAUUGGAGGUGGAGCGGUUCCUGUGGAAAAGCGUGGGAGUACCUUCAAUGGCGUCAUUCACAUUUCCGACUGGUACGCCACACUGUGCACGCUUGCGGGGGCCGACUACGUCGACCAUGCAGCAGAGGAGGCAAACAAGAUCCUGCGGGCUCAACAGUUGCCAUUGCUGGCACCAGUGGACAGCCGACCACAAUGGCAGCACAUCAUGCUUGGAACCUCGGUAGUCAUUGCGCUGACUGCUGGAUGCCGCGUCUGGUUUGCCUUAGAUUGUCUAUAG
Molecule: messenger RNA, 1491 nt
Organism: Symbiodinium pilosum
Lineage: Eukaryota; Dinophyceae; Suessiales; Symbiodiniaceae
Source: the annotation of a GenBank genome assembly